GUUGGGCUCACGGCCGUGUCACAAAAGAAAUGGCGAGCGGUAUCGGCAAACACAAGAUACUGAAUGUGGGGCCAACGGAGCCCUGGUCAGUCAGGGAGAAACUGUGCCUGGCCUCCUCUGUUAUGAGGAGUGGCGACCAAAACUGGGUGUCAGUAAGUCGAGCCAUCAAGCCUUUUUCAGAACCGGGUCGUCCACCCGACUGGUUCUCACAGAAGCACUGUGCCUCACAAUACUCUGAGCUGCUGGAAGCCACUGAAGCACCUAAGCGUAAGCGUGGCGAGAAGGGCGAGGUUGUCGAGACUAUAGAAGAUGUCAUUGUACGCAGGCUGACCACUGAGAGGAUAGAGGAGCUGAAAAAACUACUGCGAGACACGCAAGAGCAGUACAGGAAGUUGAAGAAGGAGGUGGACCUGAUACAGACGGGACACAUGGACUCCCAGCUGAAGGACCUGUGGGCAGAGAUCACACUAAAGAAGAAGCAGGAUGAGGAGGAAGCAGAGCAGAAGAGGAAAGCCACAGAAACUGCAUAUCAGGCUCGUCAGGCAGUAAAAAACACACCUAAGCGCGUGCCCAGCGUAACUGUACGGUCUCCUCUGGGUGCCAGCCCCCCCACCAUGGAUUCUCAGACUGACUCUUCGGUCGCCACACCGCCCAUGGAUACAGGAAGUGUCACCUCCGAUGACACCAGCAUCCACCCUGUUGCCCAGGGGGUCGGAGUGUUUCUACCAGCAACAGAGGCUCCAGGACCUAAAGACGGAGGCCUGGCCGCACUAGUAGAGGACUCACCACAGAAGAGGCUCCUGGCCCAGAAGUCCACACCACCACCUUCUCCUCUCCUGUCAGAACUGCUGAAAAAAGGCAACCUCAUCUCAGCUAGCCCCCGCCUGGUUGCCGAUGGAGACUCUACUGGAAGCCUUACCAACGGAGUACAGACAGCGACCGCUGCCACUCCCCUACCAACUGGUCAUGAGGUCAUCACAGAGGGGGAAGCUGUAGUUAAGACAGAGCUCAGUGAGGAGACGGGGUUAGUAGAAGAGGACCUGGUAGCUGUGUCUUACAUGGGAGACGAACUGGACCUGGAGACAGUGGGAGACAUCAUUGCCAUCAUAGAGGAGAAGGUGGAUGACUCUGUGGAGGCUUUGGACGCGGCGGCAGUGGAAGCAGCUCUCUCUCUGUGCGAAGAGGCCGUCUCAGAAGGACACACCCUCCCAGGCCCCUGGGAGACCCAGGAGCUGAAGGCUUCAGACCCUACCCCCCCAGUCCAAGACUCUGACCCCACACAGGAGUCUCAGGAUGUGGCUGUGAUGGCCGCCCCGACCUCUGCUGGUCUGGACACCCAGAAUCAAGCAGACACAAAAAGGGAACAGCAGUUGAAGGGAAACUGUGAGGGACCUGAGGUGACAGGAAGUGAUGUCACUUCUUCUGUCACCUCUGACGACGGCGCGACAGGAUGUGAAGUCACAGAAGAGGGGAAGGUGGCCACUGAAGCAACGGUGAAGAGCGAGGUAGAGGAGUGGAGUCAACCUGAGCCCAACCCGCCUUGCCUAGAUUCUGAGGACAGCUCUGUGUCUGGGAAAGAGUCCAAGGAGGUGAAGGAGGAGGAGGCUGGGAGCGAGGGGGACCCCGAAGAAGGGAUGGAACUGAAAGAGGAUUGCGGCGAGGGGGAGGGUCCCUAUUUGUCAGAGGUGGAAAGGGCAGCCAGCGAAAGUGAAGACGGCUACGGACCGGCCUCCCAACGCUACACAGCAGAUUCACUGGCCAGCAGCCCUGCCUCCUCUUCACAGCUGUCUACAUGUGGUGAGGACCAGGAGGCCGUGCAGGCUCAGAAGAUCUGGAAGAAAGCCAUUAUGCUGGUGUGGAGGGCCGCGGCCAACCACAGGUAUGCCAGCGUCUUCUUACAGCCCGUGUCAGACGACAUCGCCCCCGGUUACCACAGCAUCGUACACAGACCCAUGGACCUGUCAGCCAUUAAGAAGAACAUCGAGUCUGGCGUGAUCCGUACGACCGCCGAGUUCCAGCGCGACAUCAUGCUGAUGUUUCAGAACGCCGUCAUGUACAACUCGUCGGACCACGACGUGUAUCACAUGGCGCUGGAGAUGCAGCGCGACGUCCUGGAGCACGUGCAGCAGUUCCUGGCCACACAGCUCAUCAUGCAGACCUCAGAGAGCGCCAUCUCCGCCAAGAGCCUCCGAGGCAGGGAGGGAAACCGUAAGCCGGGCGAGCCGGCUGAGAAGGAUGGAGGCACCAGGGGUCGCCGUAGCGCCAUGGAGGCCGACCUCAAAAUGAAGAAAUAGACUCGAGAUUUGUGAGAAGAAGACGCUGAAAGAGACAAAAAAAGCUAGAGACAAAGAGCCGCUCUUGGAGUCAGAGGAGCUCGGAGCUGAAUACUUACUGGUCACUUUGGUUGUUUUCUGUGGAGGACUGUGGAGGACUGUGCCGUCUCUGUGUGCCCGGUGUGUGAGCGGACACACUAAUGCGUCCGUGCUCUGGCGAAGAGGAGGGGAUGUGCAGAUGUGUGUGUGUGUGUGUGUGUGUGUAAAUGUGUCUGAGAGAGCUGCAUUGAGUUUCCUCUUCUCCACUUCCUAUGAUUGGUUAACAUGCAGCGCUGUGAGCUAAACGAGCCAGCGCUGCCCUUUCCCCCCCGAGUAUCAUGUCACCAGUGAAGGUAGUUCACUGAGAAGAAGGAGGAUAUUUUCACCAGCAAAUGUUUGUUUAUGAUCAGGUGAUGCAGGGCAGGAUGAGUUCUUCUUGUCAGAUUUGAUCAUGUUGAAUCUUGCAUUUAAUUCCACAACUGCAUGUUGGGCUAACACCACACAGAUUAGUUUGAUCAUUCUUCAAAUGUGAUUCUGACAUCAACUAAAAACAUAUCAAACAUCUAAACAUCUGGAUUUGACAUGCGUUGGCCAACACACAAAGGAGCACCAGUGAAUUUGCCUGUUUUAGCCGGUUAACUGCAUAUCAUUUAGCCUUUUUCCCAAAGAACAAGAUUAGAUUGACAACCUGUGUUCAUGCAGCACCAAGCUCACUUAAAUUCAGGAUUAAAUUAAACAUAAAAAUCAGCUUCAUUCAUUCAGUGACAUGAAACCUCCUCGGCAUGUGUGAUCCAUCACAGUCAGCAGGUUAGUUUAAAUUGACAUUAAUAGUAUUGGGACCCGGUUGAAAGCAGGAAGCUUUUUUAAAUGUCUCUUUGGCGAUGCGUUCAGGUACAACCCAGAAUCUGAAAAAAAGACAGACAAACUAGCUGUUGUACAUGUGGUGAAAUGCAUUUUUUUCCUUUUUGAUAAUGCAUAAUUAUUCAAUACAAUUUCUCGUCAAUUGACAGGAAUUUUUUGGGGGGUGGGGUGGGGGUUAUGCUUUUUAUUGUAUGAACAGUGGAGAGAUGACAGGAAUUGAAGGGGGAGAGUGACAGAGCCAGAUUUGAAUUGCAUAUGUAGGUUUUAUGGUAUGUGUCUUAACCAGUAGGCUGGAGGCGCACCAUCUACAUUUACUUUGAUAACCAAUCAAUCGUUUGUCAUUUACUGGUUCUCAAAUGUGAGUAUUUGUUGUUUUUCACCGUUUUAUAUGCUUGUAAAUUGAGUAUAUUUGGGUUUUAAACUGUUGUUGGGACAAAACAAGCAUUUGAAUACUUGACCUUUGGCUAAAGGGAAUUCUUUUUUCACUGUUUUCUGACAUUUUAUAGACUGAUUAGUACGUUAAUCAGAAAAGUAAUCAACAGAUUCAUCAUCUCACAUCGGUGUUUCGUUGCUGUUAAGCAGCAGAUUGUCGAAUGUCACGUUGGAGUCCUUUAAAAGCACCAACAGAGAGUUUCCAAACAGAACAGUCCCUGCUCGGAGCUGCACUACCAUGUGAUGAUAACGUAACUUCAUGAAAUCAAUCGAAAAAAGGAAACUUAUUGUGCUUUGUGAGACGGCUGGCGUUGAGUGAAAACAUCAUAUUCAUAUAAACAUCAGUUUGCUGUUCCUGAAAGAGUAUUAAUGCAUUUCUAUGUGUCACUUAAGACAGUGGUUUCCAAACCUGUUUCACCUGUGGCCCCUUAACAUAAAGCAAGGCCUACCAGGGACCCCUCAUUAUGCUUUGUCACUUAAGUUACUGAUUAUUGUCUUGAUUCAUCAGUUCAUCAUUUUGUCCAGAAAAUGUCAGAAAAUAGUGAAAAAUAUCCUUUAAAGUUCUCCAAAGUCCAAAUGUACAUCUCUAAAUGUGAUUUUGUGACUAACAGUCCAAAACACAAAGAUAUUCAGUUUAUCAUCAUGUUUGACGAAAAGCAAUAAAUCAUCACAUUUGAGAAGCUGAAACCAACCUUUUUGUUUGUAAAUGACUGAAGCAAUUAUUUAAUUAUCAAAACAGUUCAUUAAUCUUCAGUUGAUUGACUACUGAUUAUUUAACUAAGCUUGCAGUUCUAGAAAGAGGACUUGUUUAACUUUUAGAAGCUGAAGUCGAUCAAAAUACUGAAACCCACAAGAAAUAAAGAGAAAAAUUAGAGGAACCUUUUUUUAAAUCUCAAUUUUGUGCCCAAAAUGCUUUUUUUCCCUCUCUCUAUCCUAUCCUAUCAUCUUGCUACCCUUUUGAUCAAUCCAGCGAAUCAUUGUGGGGGUCCCGACACCCAGGUUGGGAACCACUGACUUAGGCUGUAGCCGGAGUGUGCUUUGUUAACAGCUUCAGAAACGUGUCUGUGUAAUGUGUGUUAGAUGGGAGGACAAAAAACAGUUUUGUACCUGUGUGAUGGACCAUGUAGAGUUUUGUGUUUGGGUAGCUGAUACAUGUAUCAUGUGUUCUGUUGUACAUUUGUUAAAUAAAAAAGAUUAUUUGAUCUAAACUCAA
Scomber scombrus (Atlantic mackerel) is the source of this 4818-nucleotide messenger RNA. RefSeq names its product bromodomain containing 8b (gene brd8b). Lineage: Eukaryota; Metazoa; Chordata; Actinopteri; Scombriformes; Scombridae. The record is from RefSeq and is a predicted model, not a curated record. The transcript is spliced from 18 exons. Gene Ontology annotation, molecular function: protein binding. Bases 30 to 2294 code for a protein of 754 amino acids. Gene Ontology annotation, cellular component: NuA4 histone acetyltransferase complex.